AUGAAAACUGACAAAGUCAUUGACACGAUCAAGCAGCAAGAGUAUUACGAGAAACCGACUAGAUGGCGGAAACGAUUCAUGUAUGAACGUUGCAAACGGAUCUACGACUCCGAAAUGACCCGCAAAAUUAACUUCCUUUCCCGUAUGCAUCGAGUUGACCCAUGGCCUAGGUGA
Molecule: messenger RNA, 174 nt
Organism: Echinostoma caproni
Lineage: Eukaryota; Metazoa; Platyhelminthes; Trematoda; Plagiorchiida; Echinostomatidae
Source: the annotation of a GenBank genome assembly